Erpetoichthys calabaricus (reedfish) is the source of this 4906-nucleotide messenger RNA. RefSeq names its product mastermind-like transcriptional coactivator 1 (gene maml1). Gene Ontology annotation, biological process: positive regulation of transcription of Notch receptor target; Notch signaling pathway. The coding region runs from base 1039 to 3921 and encodes 960 amino acids. The transcript has 5 exons. Gene Ontology annotation, molecular function: transcription coactivator activity. NCBI's taxonomy places the organism in Eukaryota, Metazoa, Chordata, Cladistia, Polypteriformes, Polypteridae. Gene Ontology annotation, cellular component: nucleoplasm; nuclear speck. The record is from RefSeq and is a predicted model, not a curated record.
UGUAGCGUCGCGGCUGUGAUGCAAAGGAGAGAGAAACAUGGCGGCUGGGGGACGCGAGUUCAGUGGAAACAAUAGAGUGAGCGAGAGAAAAUUAACUCUCCGCUCUAGCAGUAACGGGAACAUCGGCAAUCAUGUUUGAUUCUUGUUGGACUCGAACUCGACUCUCAGCUUUUUAAAACAUUUCAAUAAGUUGUAUUUUUGGCGUGCGGUCCUUCAUCAAUGCAGUUGCCAAAAAUCCACCGAGUGUCCGAGUUCAGUUACUCGGGAGGAAAGUUUGUUGCCGCGCCGCUCGCUCGGCGCUUGUUUAAUUUUUUUUUUCUAGAUUUCUAAACGUAGGCUCGGCGCGUAUCAACAACUACGAUGAUGCGAUUUGUAGGGUGUGAAACGGCAGGGCUGCCGAUAUUUAUUGGCGUUUUUCUGUAAGAACUUGUGGCGAGAGAGGAAGAGCGAGCUCGAUUCGUGGGUCAUGCGGCGCUAGCGGGCCGGAUUCUUAAAAAGUGUUCGCCUUGAGUUUCAUUGUCGUGGAAGUCGACUUCACUUGUAGUCGUUGUGGUGGCAUUUAGGGACACGGAGUGAGAUUCGAUCACACUCGAUGACCACAAGGGUCACUUUGUCUAGCGUUGCGCGACUCAUGCAGGUGACUUGACUACUUGGCAUCCUGUACUUUUUUCCAGGAUGUCUUCACCAUGAUGGGGGCAGAACUGUCACCGUGUGAGCGUUCUUCCAGUUCCCGUCGCCCACUCAUUUGUUUUGGGUAUAUUGGAAUUUAUUGACGAAGGCCGCGAACUCUUCUCGUCUGACUCAAUUAGGAUUUAAGCCGCACGUCUUCUUUGCUUGUUUCUGAACCGCCGCAGUUUAUUUUGGACUGACUUUUUUUACUGUUAUGAUGGCGUACAAAGAAACUAGUCAUUUGUUCUUUUUAUCUUUUUAAGUCGCUCCGGAUACGCGGACUUACAGGCGAGUAGUGAGACUCGCGGCAGAGUCUCACGGGUCCCUCGAGAAACUUUCCCCGAGUGUCUUUUCUCUACAUGUCACUUGAUGAUGGCGGAUUACGUCGUACCGCGACACAGCGCGGUGAUGGAGCGGCUCCGGCGGCGCAUAGAGCUCUGCCGCCGGCAUCACAACAGCUGCGAGAGCCGCUAUGAGAGCACGGCGCUGGAGCGCCUGGAGAUCGAGAGGCAGCACACUUUUGCCCUCCAUCAGCGCUGUCUACAGACCAAGGCUAAGCGGGCGAGCAAACACCGGCAACCUCCACAGCCGGCGGCGGACCAGGUGGGAGCCCGUGGGACUACCGGCGGUGGCGCCGCCUCUGACCUGCCGGAAAGCGGCACCGGGGAGCAAAGCAGGAACAUCACCCUUCUAGCGCUCCAGGAAACUGUCAAGAGGAAGCUGGAGAAUGCUGCCUCGCCAGUAAAUGGGGACCAAGUCGGCAGUGCUUUUGGAGAUGGGUUUACGGUUACAAAAAAAAUUCGUCUAGAAAGUCAGCUGGGAAGUGCCAAUGGCACUUCCAGUUGUUUGCCACCAGUCUCACCCUUGCACCCGCUGGACAAUAAAGUUGUUGGCAAUGAUGAGAGGCUAAUUCAUAAUGGGAAACCUGGCUUAGGUUUGGACAGACUAAAUGGCAAAAGCAGCACUUCUGUUUCUGACUCAGGUCUGGGUGUGGGUCGAGAUUUGGAUGACACAUUUUUGCUUAAGGAGUUCAAGCAAGAGCCUGUGGAUGACAUCUUGCCUUGUAUGCUACCAUCUGGAGGUUCAAUGCCAAGCAACCUUAUAUCUGACUUGAACCUCGAUGAGCUGGAGUGGAAGGAACUCAUUGAAGAACUAAACCGAUCAGUACCUGAUGAAGACAUGCAAGAUAUCUUUAAUAAUUUUGAAGAUCGUAAAGACACUGAUACUGUCACUCCCUCAGUGCCUACAACACAGGACACAGUCACCAUCAAGACUGAAUUCUCCCCAGCAUCUGUUGCUUUUGAUCAAGAGCUAAGGACAGACUCCCCACAGGCAAGGCCUAGAUCUUCUGGCCCACCUUUGCACACUACCAACACGACCAACACUAAUGCUGCUUCUCCUGCAUUGCCAAAUUCUCAUUCUACCCAGCCUCAGAGGCAGCUCCCCCAAAACGUUAUGUUGCCUGCACCUUCCUCAAAAGAUUUGUCCCCAGCUCAACAGCUUCAGCAGCUUGCAGCUCAAAAGCAGCGGACUCAGCUUCUACAGAAUCAACAACCACCUCAGAAAUUCCAUCCUCCAAAAUGGCCCCAGAGUGCAUCUUCCCAGAACCCUCUUGGGUCAUCCUUUAGUGAGAAACCCCCAAAUACUUCUGUGUACCAGCAAAAUAAUGGUAAGCAACUGCUACUGCAACCCAAUGUACCAAACAAAAGCUCUCCAAAAACUGUUACCAACAGCUACAUACAUAACACUGCUCAUUCAUCCAUGAUUGGGCAUGCUGCUGCUAGCUUGAGCCAGAGUUCUGUUAACAGCCAGCCACCACGGUUAGACUACAGGAAUACCAAGCCAUUAUCACAUUAUGAGAUGGACCAUGGACAGAGUACAACUCCACCUACUCAGAGUAAAUCCAGCAUGUUGGCAUUCAUGCAAGAGCAGCAGAGGCGUCAGCAAAUUGCCAACCUUGCAGAUAAGCAGAAGCCUGGACUUCAGUAUUCCCCUCUGGUGGCUAGUCAUCAGGAGCAAAACUCUGCACAGAUGGUUCCUCGAGUUCCAGGUUCAGUUCCUGGUCCAGGUGGAGGAAUGGGGACACAACCACCUGCCCCAUCAAUUGUCUCUAAUCACAGCAGUGCUGCGUAUCUCAGUAAUCAUCAGCAAGCUGCUGUUCUGAAGCAACGGCAACAAAUGCAACUAAUGGAGCAUCGCAAACAGCUCCUUAUUGAGCGCCACCAGCUGAUAGAGCAGGAGAAGCAAAGGCAACAGCAGGAGCAGCAACUCCAGAGACACUUAACAAGACCACCACCUCAGUACCAAGGGCAGCCAACAAAUGCCUACCAGAAUCAAGUGGGCCAGUUUCCAGCAGCCGUCAACAACCUUCCUCCUCAGGCUGCUGGGAACCAGAGGAUGUAUCAGCAAGCUCAAGGCAUCAUUCAACAGGCGAGUGUCCCUUCUUCUGUUGCCCCAACUUCAAACCAGCCUGAUAUGGGAGGCCAUGCCUACAGUAACCUGCAGAGUGUCCAGUCAAACAUGUAUAAUAACAUGGGCACGGCUGUGAACCAGCUGCACCCUCACUCCACACCACAGGGUCCUCUUAGCAGUGGCCAGCUUCAGCGGCCUACUAUGGGACUGGCCCAAAGCACCAGUAUUUCUGCAGCAUAUGGGCAGAAUAUGUUGAGUGCCUCAGCUUUAACAGCCCAGCAGCAGCAACACCUGAAGGCUGCUGGCAACCAGGCAGUGGCCAAACCUCAAAUGACACGGAUGCCAAAUACCUGGUCUCACCAAAACAUACAGAACAUGGGCAGUAGUGGAUUGGCGCCCUUCAGUGGCAACACUGGCUUCCACUUGCAGGCUCAGCACUCAAAAAUGACAAACCAGCCCUUUAGUCCAUCUGCUCUGGCUUCCAAUCAGCCCAUCCCUACCAUGAAUUCAGUCGUUACAGGGCAGAUGAUGCCCACUUUACCACAGCAAAGGACAAGUCAAGCUCCUCCAGCUCCCCCCCAGAGUCAGUCCCAGCAAAUGGUAACAUCCUCCAUGAAUCCGCCUGUGGCAGACAUGAGUGGCUUUGGGCCUACUCCUAACCAGUCAAACCCACAUUGUAGCCAGGGUUUCCAGGUGCGGGCCAACAACCCAGAAGUGACUUUUGGUUAUGGCCUCCAAAACCUGUCUGCUGAUGGUGAUCUGAUGGACACACUUUUAAAAAACAGGACUACAGAGGAAUGGAUGAAUGAUCUUGAUGAAUUGCUGGGAGCUCAGCACUGAGAAUCUGGGACCAAAUGGGACUGGAAAGUUGUGCAUAUUGCUGCUGAUCCUGUGGGUCACUGAUAAACCACUGAUUCCAAGAAACAUGCAAGGAAGAACAGCACUGGACCAGCACCUUGGAUGCUUUUCCUUUUGGGCACUAGUUUUUGCCAGGGGUGGAUGGUGAACUGAUCAUUAUAUAUAUAUAUAUAUAUAUAUAUAUAAUGAAGUCAAAAGGUCAGAUGAUAAAAACCGUGGUCAUUGAGGCCCUGAUAUUUGGUUCCGUUUGGGGCUGACUCCAUCUUGCCUGCCCAUGGGUGUCUACCUGCCCUCCUGACUGUGAUCACGGGGAAGUGGAGGCAUUGGACUGAGUGCCAGUGAGCAUGUAGGGUUUACCCUUUAGGUGUUAAGCCGCUUUUCUUCUCAAGUGAGCGCAGAAGGCCUGUGUGUUUGGAAAUUUGAGAGUUUGCACUCAAAAGUUGUGUUCUUCAGAUUUUGCUUCUCGAAUAAGAAGAGAAAAUGUCUCCAUUUGGAAAACCUGGAUGUUAAUUGAAUCUCACAAAAUGGCUUUGCAUGUGCAAGUUUUUUUUUUUAUUAUUAUUUUAAAUAAACUCUGGCUCCUAGGAGACACCUGGGCACCAGUGGAGAGCAUCUGCACCACAAGUCUAAUGUCACACUACAUGUAAAGAUAGUCUGCCAUUGACAAAUCACCCCUGCUGGCAGCUUACCUCAAAUCUCUAGCAUCUUACUGGCAGUCAUUUGAUGUGUGCAGUCUCUGUGCUAAGCCCUGCCCCUGGGGGGUACCUGUGGGUUUGUUCAUCCUUGCAUGUGGCCUGCUUCUUCUGUUCUUUGCUAUAAACAUAUAUAUUGUAAUAAGCAUAUCCUGAUGUUCAAGAUCAAAUAGAACUUAUUUUUAUAUGUACAUUAUGCUGAGAAUUUUUUGUAUGUAUUUUGUACUUUAAUAACUAGAGCUUACUGUUUAAACAAUUAAAACUCUUUGACUACA